AUGGCAACCCUUCUCCGCCCUGUGGUCACCAGCUGCUCCACUCCUGUUCUCAGCAUAGUGGCGUCUGUAAAAUUGCAGGUGGUGAGGACCCAAUGUUCACGGCAGUUCAGAAUGCACCAGGCCUCCUGUUGCCAGAAACCAGGAAUUCCCUAUAAACAGCUGGCUGUAGGAGUCCCAAAAGAGAUCUUCCAGAAUGAGAAGAGAGUGGCUUUGACUCCAGGCGGUGUUCAGGCUCUGGUGAAGCAAGGAUUUAAUGUUGUGGUAGAAUCUGGUGCUGGUGAAGCAUCUAAAUUCUCCGAUGACCAAUACAGAGGAGCUGGUGCCAAAAUUAUGGGGACGAAGGAGGCCCUGGGUUCAGACCUUGUUGUCAAGGUUCGAGCUCCAACCUUCAACACUGCACUGGGCGUUCAUGAGGCUGACCUUCUAAAAGAUGCAGCAACUCUGGUCAGCUUCAUCUAUCCAGCUCAGAGCAAAGAGCUGCUCGAUAAACUCUCCCUGUGUAAGGCUACGGUGUUAGCAAUGGAACAAGUUCCCCGAGUUACAAUAGCCCAAGGAUAUGAUGCUCUUAGUUCAAUGGCCAAUAUUGCAGGGUAUAAAGCUGUGGUGUUGGCUGCAAAUCACUUUGGGCGUUUCUUCACAGGCCAAAUCACAGCUGCUGGCAAGGUUCCCCCGGCAAAGGUCCUUAUUAUUGGUGGCGGUGUUGCUGGGCUCUCUGCAGCAGGUUGUGCAAAAUCACUGGGAGCUAUAGUGAGAGGAUUUGACACAAGAUCCGCAGCUCUUGAGCAGUUUAAAUCUUUGGGUGCGGAACCACUAGAAGUAAACAUUAAAGAGUCUGGAGAAGGUACAGGGGGUUAUGCCAAAGUAAUGUCCAAGGAGUUCAUCGAUGCAGAGAUGAAGCUGUUUGCGAAACAGUGUCGAGAGGUAGAUAUAAUCAUCAGUACGGCCCUCAUUCCAGGUAAGAAAGCUCCUUUAUUGAUUACUAAGGAAAUGGUUGAAUCAAUGAAGGAUGGAUCAGUUGUUGUGGAUUUGGCUUCUGAAACAGGAGGAAACGUUGAAACCACUAAACCUGGGGAGCUUUAUAUUCACAAGGGGGUGACUCACAUUGGCUACAUGGAUCUUCCCAGUCGACUAGCUACCCAGUCCAGCACAUUGUACUCCAACAAUAUCACAAAACUUUUAAAAGCUGUUAGUCCUGACCCAGAAAACUUCUACUUGGAUUUGAAAGAUGUGUAUAAUUAUGGCACAAUGGACCAUGUAGUUCGAGGAACUGUGGUGAUGAAGGAUGGGAAACUGAUCUUUCCAGCACCUCCACCACAGAAUAUUCCGGGAAGUACUCCGGUACAAUCUAAGAAGGAGCCAGAGUUAGAGGUUGAGAGAAAGGAAACAGUCUCUCCAUUUAUUAAAACCAUGAACAUAUCUGCCAUUUGCACAGGAGGUCUGACUAGUUUGAUGGCUCUUGGAAUCUCUGCCCCGACUGUUGCAUUCCCACAGAUGGUGACUAUUUUUGGACUGGCUGGAAUUGUUGGAUACCAUACUGUUUGGCAAGUCACACCAGCUCUUCACUCCCCGCUUAUGUCAGUUACUAAUGCCAUCUCAGGUUUGACUGCAGUUGGCGGGUUAUCAUUGAUGGGAGGCGAUUACACACCAGGGAACAUGCCAGAAUUUCUUGCUUUAGUGGCAGCUUUUAUUUCCUCAGUUAAUAUUGCUGGUGGUUUCUUAGUUACUAAGAAGAUGCUGGAUAUGUUUAAACGACCCACUGAUCCCCCAGAAUAUAAUUACCUGUAUCUGCUCCCUGGUAUGGCUUUUGUUGGAGGUUAUGUGGUCGCUCUGACCAAUAAUUUUCCUAUUGAACAGAUGAUGUAUCUUGGAUCAGGCUUGUGCUGUGUUGGAGCUUUGGCUGGGCUGUCCACUCAAAAUACUGCUCGCCUUGGCAAUGCUUUGGGAAUGAUUGGUGUAGCUGGAGGAAUUGCUGCUACUCUCGGAGGCCUUAAACCUUCUCCUGAACUAUUGGUGCAGAUGUCAGGUGCGAUGGCUGUCGGUGGAACUCUUGGACUUGGAAUUGCCUCUCGUAUCCAGAUCUCUGACCUUCCCCAGCUGGUUGCUGCUUUCCACAGCCUGGUCGGUUUAGCUGCCUUGCUUACCUGUGUGGCUGAGUACAUGGUGGCAUAUCCGCACUUCAGUACAGACUCUGCAGCCAAUUUAACCAAGAUCAUAGCCUACCUUGGCACCUACAUAGGUGGAGUGACAUUCAGUGGCUCUCUUGUUGCUUAUGGCAAAUUACAAGGUGUGUUGAAUUCAGCUCCACUCCUUCUUCCUGGGCGUCACUUUCUGAAUGCAAGUCUGCUGGCUGUCAGCACUGGAGCAGUUGUUCCUUAUUUGAUUGAUCCAAGCUAUGCAACUGGUAUUGUCUGUUUGGGAUCUGUGUCUGCUCUUUCUGUGGUUAUGGGUGUGACAUUAACAGCUGCUAUUGGUGGUGCUGACAUGCCCGUGGUCAUCACUGUACUGAACAGUUACUCCGGCUGGGCCCUGUGUGCUGAAGGGUUUCUGCUGAACAACAACCUCUUAACGAUUGUCGGUGCAUUGAUCGGCUCUUCUGGUGCUAUCCUCUCCUACAUCAUGUGUGUGGCCAUGAACCGCUCUCUGGUUAACGUGAUUGUCGGUAGUUACGGCACUUCAUCUACUGGCAUUGGUAAACCCAUGGCAAUCACAGGCACUCACACUGAAGUCAGUGUGGAUCAAACAGUUGAGAUGAUCAGAGAGGCCAAAGAUAUCAUCAUUACUCCAGGAUAUGGUCUUUGUGCUGCUAAGGCUCAGUACCCCAUUGCUGAACUCGUCAAAAUACUCAUAAACCAAGGAAAGAAAGUUCGGUUUGGAAUUCACCCUGUUGCAGGGCGCAUGCCCGGGCAACUCAAUGUGCUGCUUGCUGAAGCUGGAGUUCCGUAUGAUAUCGUACUGGAAAUGGAUGAAAUCAAUGCAGACUUUCCAGAAACUGAAUUGGUAUUAGUUAUUGGAGCAAAUGACACCGUCAACUCAGCAGCUCAGGAAGAUCCAAAUUCAAUUAUUGCUGGAAUGCCUGUGCUGGAAGUCUGGAAAUCCAAACAAGUUGUUGUGAUGAAGAGAUCUCUGGGAGUCGGCUAUGCUGCUGUUGACAAUCCAGUGUUUUACAAACCUAACACUGCCAUGCUGCUGGGUGAUGCAAAGAAAACUUGCGAUGCCCUCCAUGCGAAGCUCAGAGAAUCAGCCAAACCAAGCUAA
Messenger RNA from Stegostoma tigrinum, 3255 nucleotides. RefSeq names its product NAD(P) transhydrogenase, mitochondrial-like. NCBI's taxonomy places the organism in Eukaryota, Metazoa, Chordata, Chondrichthyes, Orectolobiformes, Stegostomatidae. The transcript is spliced from 21 exons. The record is from RefSeq and is a predicted model, not a curated record. Bases 1 to 3255 code for a protein of 1084 amino acids. Gene Ontology annotation, cellular component: mitochondrial inner membrane. Gene Ontology annotation, molecular function: NAD binding; NADP binding. Gene Ontology annotation, biological process: proton transmembrane transport; NADPH regeneration.